AUGGAGAAUUGGAAGAGGAAGUAUAUGUUACUCAACCAGAGGGUUUUGAGGUUCCAAAUGAAAAACACAAGGUGUAUAGAUUGUCAAAGGCUCUCUAUGGAAUUGAGGCAAGCUCCACGAGCUUGGAACAUUCGACUUGAUAGGAGUCUCAAAGAUCUUGGUUUUAGAAAAUGCACUCAAGAGCAAACAGUCUACACAAGAAGAGAAGAAGAGGAAUGUGUUCUUGUUGGAGUGUAUGUUGACGAUCUCAUUGUAAUAGGAAGUAGCACUGAAAAGGUUAAUAAGUUCAAGCAACAAAUGAUGGCCAAAUUUGAAAUGAGCGACUUAGGCCUUCUCUCUUACUACUUAGGAAUUGAAGUUGAACAACAGAUAGGUCGAAUCCUGCUCAAACAACCAACUUAUGCCAAAAUAAUUUUGUCCCAGUUUGGAAUGGCUGAUUGCAAUGCCACAAAGUACCCGAUGGAACCCAAGGCACAACUUCACAAAGAAACGAAAGGAGCACCAAUUGAUGCUACGGAGUACAGAAGCAUCGUUGGUUGUCUUAGAUACUUACUGAACACAAGGCCAGAUCUUUCAUAUGCUGUUGGGAUGGCGAGUAGGUAUAUAGAAAGGCCUACAACCAUGCAUUACAAGGUGGUCAAGCAAAUACUCGGGUAUUUGAGAGGGACGAUUCAUUUUGGGCUCACUUAUACGAAAGGUCCCAGAGAAUUCAAUAUAUUCGGUUACUCUGACAGUGAUUUAGCCGGUGAUCUCGACGGGAGGAAAAGCACAAGUGGAAUGACAUUCUACUUAAACGAAAGCUUGGUUUCAUGGAAUUCACAAAAGCAAAAGACGGUGGCACUCUCAUCUUGCGAAGCCGAGUUCAUUGCAGCCACUACCGCAGCUUGCCAAGCAUUGUGGUUAAGAUGCCUUGUUAGCGAGAUAGUCAGAAUGGAGCCAAGGCCGAUAACAUUAUUUGUGGACAACAAAUCCGCGAUAGCUCUCAUGAAGAAUCCCGUAUUUCAUGGUCGCAACAAGCACAUAGAUACACGUUUUCAUUUCAUUCGAGAGUGUGUCGAGAAUGGACAAAUUAUCGUUGAAUUUGUCAACACUGGAGAACAACGAGCCGAUGUUCUGACUAAAGCAUUGACCGGAGUAAAGUUAGCUGCUAUGCGUCAACUACUUGGUGUUCGUAACUUAGAAUCAUGUCAGAAUUAG
This is a messenger RNA of Cucumis sativus (cucumber), 1197 nucleotides long. RefSeq lists its product as uncharacterized. The record is from RefSeq and is a predicted model, not a curated record. The transcript has a single exon. The coding region runs from base 1 to 1197 and encodes 398 amino acids. NCBI's taxonomy places the organism in Eukaryota, Viridiplantae, Streptophyta, Magnoliopsida, Cucurbitales, Cucurbitaceae.